Molecule: messenger RNA, 1142 nt
Organism: Nelumbo nucifera (sacred lotus)
Lineage: Eukaryota; Viridiplantae; Streptophyta; Magnoliopsida; Proteales; Nelumbonaceae
Source: RefSeq, a predicted model, not a curated record
AAUAGCAAGCACGAAAGCAGAGCAGAGAAGAGAAAACGCAACACAGAUUGCGAUCUUGAUCUUGAUCUUGAAGGCGCAGAUAUGCAGCAAGAGAAGGGGAGCGAUCACGGCAUGGGUUUAGACUCAGUUAUUACGCAUCCCAUGUCUAUGCUCCAGCUCGGGAGCACUGAUUUCAGCCACUGUGAGUUGUGUGGCUCCUCCCUGAAGAAACGAUCAUCUUCGGAUCCGCAACAAGAACAAGAACUCUGCACCUCUGAGCCAUUAAACAAGAAGAUCAUGGUCGAUCCAACGUUAUCAUACUCGUCACCGCCAAAACCUCGCUCAAUCUCAGACAUGGUCUCAUCUCCUGUCCCCACAAGCACUGUUCUUGGUUCUUCCUUGUGUACUCUCCGCCGGUGCAACUCUGAGUCGAACCCUCCCUCCGAAAAUAAAAAAUUUCCACCACCUUCCCCACAGAAACCACAAUUUCUUGGUCGAUCACAAUCUUUCCCCACGCCAUCACCACCUGCAGCACAACCGCCGGCGGCGACUGGUUUAGACAGGCUUCAUUCUUUUUCUAGCUCAUCCGACACACCAAAGACACCCAUGGAAACGGGGAUGUUGCCAUCUUGUCCACCUUUGGUUCCGUCCACCAUUCCCUCUGCCGUUCAAGAGCCGACCAAGAAAAAUGCCGCAUGUCAAGAAACUACAACGACACCGCCCACAAAAGAUACAGUCCGAUCAUCCGAUUUCGGUCAGACGCUCUCCAAGAUCACCAAUCCUGCACUGUCGGAUCCUGUGAAGGUGGAGASUUCUGCUACGAAGAGAUCGGAGCAGAUAAAGAAACGAGUGAGACAGAUAAAUGAAUGCUGUAACGAAAUGAUGCAGGAGGUAAUGGAAGAAGAAAUCGGUGAUGGAACCAACAACAAGGAAGUUUCAGAGAUUAACGAGGAAGAAAGUGUGACAGUUAGGAGAGAGGGAGAAGGUUUCAGUGUCCAUUACAAGUGUGGCUGUGGAAAAAUGUACCGUGUUCUUAUCAUCUGAGCUCUAAGAAGACUAUUUGUCUGUUUUCUGUGUUGUAUAUAUAGAGACGUAAUUUUGAUUUGGGUUUGUACUUCUGUUAGUUUACAUAUAUUUGUGCUAUAUUUUUAGACUUUCUGCAG